This is a messenger RNA of Cyphomyrmex costatus, 1122 nucleotides long. RefSeq names its product Heparan sulfate 3-O sulfotransferase-B (gene Hs3st-B). The transcript has 4 exons. Bases 1 to 1122 code for a protein of 373 amino acids. The record is from RefSeq and is a predicted model, not a curated record. NCBI's taxonomy places the organism in Eukaryota, Metazoa, Arthropoda, Insecta, Hymenoptera, Formicidae. Gene Ontology annotation, molecular function: [heparan sulfate]-glucosamine 3-sulfotransferase activity.
AUGAUUAUAUUCAAAAUCAGGCCAUAUAUAUAUUUGAUGGAAUUGCGAAAAAGCUCCUGGAAGAUCGUGAUUCUCGUGUGCGCGUUGGUCAUCUACUUGUGGAUGCUCUUCGUUGAUCAUUCGCACGUAUUAGCCGACAUAUCGCAGAAGAUCACACUGCAGAGAACGAAAAUCCCCUCAAGGAGUGUAGUCUUGUACCAAGGUUCCGAUAGAUCUAGGAUCGAAGAGGUGCCUCCGGAUGGCCGGACGGAUUCGAAAAAAUCGCAAUCUCUCUCACCUCGAAACGUGAACGGUACGUUCGAGGGAGGUAUAUCGGAGUAUCAGACACUUAAGCAACAGGGCCUGGUACCAAGCCGGCAAUUACCGACCGCUCUGAUAAUCGGCGUGAAGAAAGGCGGAACGAGAGCCCUUUUAGAGUUCCUGAGAUUACAUCCCGCGAUUCGCGCCGCCGGCUCCGAAGUUCAUUUCUUCGAUCAUCACUACGUUAAAGGAUUUCGUUGGUACAGACGCAGGAUGCCUCCAACUCUGAUCGGUCAGAUCACCAUGGAGAAGACGCCAUCGUAUUUCGUGACAAGCGAGGUGCCGAAAAGGGUGAAGCACAUGAACCCAGGGAUAAAGCUAAUCGUCGUGGUGAGGGAUCCCGUGACCCGAGCAAUUUCCGAUUAUACGCAAGUGAAGAGCAAGCGUCGCAAGAUGCCACGCUUCGAAGACUUGGCCUUCCUGAAUGGAUCGAAGAUCGUGGAUACCUCCUGGAUGCCUCUGAAGAUUGGAGUCUACGUGCGGCACCUGGAACGGUGGUUGCAGUAUUUCUCGCUGUCGCAGUUUUUAUUCGUAUCUGGCGAACGUCUGAUCGCCGACCCGGUGACGGAGGUCACCCGGGUGCAGGACUUCCUGAGUCUGAAGCGGGUGAUAUGCGAGAAGCACUUCUAUUUCAACGCCACCAAGGGCUUCCCCUGCUUGCUGAAGUCGGAGGAUCGUGCAACGCCGCACUGUCUCGGAAAAAAUAAGGGUCGCAGUCAUCCCUACAUUGAUCCCAUGGCAAUUCAGCGUCUUCGAGAUUUUUAUCGGCCAUUCAAUCAGCGAUUUUAUCAAUUGGCGGGUAUGGAUUUCGGCUGGUAUUAA